AUGGCCACUGCUCCACCAGCAUACACCCCCUAUGAAGAAAUCAAAGCAUUGCCGGAUGGAAGCAGCUCGAUGAACGCCGAGGACCAAACUUCUAUUCUAUCUGAGCUGGAAAGUGUGCAACGGAUUUGUAAAAAUCCCCAAGGAAAACUUGAUAAUAUCGAUGAAAACGCCAUCAAAUUGCGGAAAGGUCAAAUUAUGAGUCUCGAUAGAGUACGUUGGCAAAGUGAACAGACCAACGAGGCUCAGAAAAUGGCAGAGGCUGCGCUCAAAGAAAAUCGUGAGCUUGUGGCCAAACUCGGCGUGCUCGAAAUUGAAGGAUUGCUUUAA
Penicillium cinerascens is the source of this 327-nucleotide messenger RNA. RefSeq lists its product as uncharacterized. NCBI's taxonomy places the organism in Eukaryota, Fungi, Ascomycota, Eurotiomycetes, Eurotiales, Aspergillaceae. The coding region runs from base 1 to 327 and encodes 108 amino acids. The transcript has a single exon. The record is from RefSeq and is a predicted model, not a curated record.